Brassica rapa (field mustard) is the source of this 7166-nucleotide messenger RNA. RefSeq lists its product as uncharacterized. NCBI's taxonomy places the organism in Eukaryota, Viridiplantae, Streptophyta, Magnoliopsida, Brassicales, Brassicaceae. The record is from RefSeq and is a predicted model, not a curated record.
AUUAUUUUAGGCUUCAUAAAAGGGAUUCUUAUCAUGCCUUUAUGAUAUAGAACUUAUUAGAAUACCCCAUUAGUGAAUUUACGGGGGUUCACACAGAUUCCUAAAAAAAAAAAAAUAUUAUAAUAAUGAAUAGUAAUGAACCUGUCUCUCCCAAGUUCUUUCCAGUGAACCUGGUUCAUCACUGUAGCGCGGGCUCCACAAUACGUGGCGGCCCGCGAUUGAUCCGAUUAAUUAAUUUUUUUUUUUUAAAAAAAAACAAAAAUCGAACAGUAAAAAAAAAAUAAUAGAAAAAAUACUUUGUGAACCCCUUUCAUGGGGUUCACUGAUGCACAUGCUCUUAAGAAGAAGACUGAGACUCCUGAGAGAAUGUCACUGUCAAAUAAAUGUUGCGUCAAAUUUAGUGGUUUAUUUUAGAUGGGAAUUUUGUAUUUUUGUCAAUAAAUUGAGUUGUUGAAUUGGUUGCAUGUCAAGGAGAAAUAUCCAAUGCGUGAGUGAGUGAGAUGCACAUACACAAAUAUUGUAUUUUCUUUUUGACUAAAGGCUUCAAAUAUUGUAUUUUUAAAUAUAAUAUAAUAAUGUAAUGUAAGUUAUACUUCCUCCGUAUCGUUUUAGAGAAAAAAAUUUGUUACAAAAUAAGUCUCGUUUUUAGUUUUCAAUGCAAAAUUUAUUAAUUUUAUUAUGUUAUUUGUUUUUCUAUUGGUUGAAAUAUGGUUAGGUGUAUAGGUAAUUGUGUUUUAUAUAGAAAACAUGCAAAAUUAAUUGUUUUCUUAAUCCGUGUGCACAAGUCUAAAACGACAUUUAAUAUGAAACAUAGGGAGUAACUAUCAAUACUCACAUGAAAUUCUCCAUUUAUUGAAGACCUUUAGGGUUUUGUAUAGUUGGUUCUUAGGUUUGGACCUUUUAUUUUUACUGUUAAGGGUUUUGUCUUGUGGACUUUGACCCAUUAAUAAAAUUUCAGAUGAAUUUUUUUUAUAAAGGGUACAAUUCUUAUUUGUGAAAUUCAAAGGAUUAUUUUGUAGUAACAUAAAACUUGUGGGGUUAAAUUAUAAAGAAAGUAUUGUCUACUCUGCCUGAGAGGCGUUUGACUUUUAACCUAUCCUCCUCUUCUUAGCUCGGUGACGCAUAUCGUCGAGCAACCUCAUCUGCAAUUCCAUCCUCUAGCCAAUCUCUUCCCUUUCAGUUAACCCGAGUUUGAGUUUCUAUGUUAUUAUCAUUCGACAAUGUCUCGAAGAUUCAUCAAACUCUCUCCUUGGAGCCAUGCCCUCAUACACAAGAGACGCUUUCGUUUGUUUUCAUCUUCUUUCACAACUCCAUAUUUGUUACUUGGCACUACGUUAAAGAAUGAUCUUCCGGACGGUAGUGACGUCAGAGACGUCCUCUUGUUUGAUCCGACCAAGGAAGAGAUGCUUACAGUUCCCAACAUAACAUUCCCCGAAGAGGUCGCUGGUUCGAGACAGAUAGGAAGUGCACGUGGAUGGGGAAUAUUCUCUAACGACCAUGACCGUUCGCUAUGUAUCAGCGACCUUUACAGUUCCUUGGGUCCCAAGUCAACACUCACAAUGAUUCCUAUGCCUUCGCUUGUUGCUGUAUACUCUAACCAAACAAACGCUGUCUGGAACGUGGCAAUGUCGUCUUCUCCUAGUGAUCAAGACUGUGUGGUUGCUAUAAAGCUGUUGGAUAGACAGCUUAGUCUAUGUAGACCACAUUCUAACAUGCGUUGGACUAAUGUCGGGGAGAUUUUGGCUGAGAAUAACUUGCAGAAGUUGGAGAACUCGACUCUUAUGUAUUCCAAGAGAGAGCGUAGAUUCUACUUGCCUGGUCCUGGAGGCAACUCCUUGUACUCAUGGGAUCUCCAUUUGAAGAAGAACAAGGUCCCUAGCUUCCAUGAGUUGAUGUUCCGCGACCUUCCUGAGUUGGAUGAUUCCGAGUGGAAGCUUUUGGGUUGGUGUUGCAGGACGGAACACCUGGUUGAGUUAGCCUCCAGUGGCGAACGUUUUCUUGUCAAAUGGUACGCACAACGCUUCUUCUCGUCGAGCCAUGAAGGAAGUAACUACACGACAAGGAGGUUCAUGGUGUUUAGAGAGAAGAAGAUGACGGAAGGAAGAUACAUGCAUUACACAGAGGAUAUUGGAGAUGUGUGCAUAUUUAUUUCAAUGAGCGAGGCUUUCUGCGUCGAGGCUAGUUCUUGUUCCGGUCUGAAGCCUAACUCCAUUUAUUUUAUAGGCCAUGGUUUUGGUAUUUACAAUGUAGCUGAUACAACAAUACAUCAUUUUCAAGCUCCUGAAGGUGCACCUACUUCUUUCAAAGACCCUUACUGGCUUCCUCCAUCUCGUAUAUAGUGAGGCCCUACCACCAUUGGUGUCCAAAUACCAGCCAGGGGUUAUAUCUAUGAAAUUCAAUAUUAAUCUAGUUACUUUUUAUAAAUGAAAAGGAGCUAAAAUAAUGUAUGAGUUGGGUGUGCAUAUUGUCUACUUUUGUUGUCGUCUCAACUAUUUUUUUUCGUAUUCGUGCAAUCAAAUACAUUUGUAAACAUUCUAUCAAGCUCAAAAAGAAGCUAAAAGAAGUUCACCAAACACUAAAAUGUGUAGGAAAAGGGAGAAAGAAAGUAGAAUGAGAAAGGAGGGGGUCCAUGACUCAAAUCACUUUCAAAAGGAAAGCAAACCCACAUGAUCUUGCUUCCGGAUAUAUAUUGAAAACCCACUUCUCUUCGUUAUCCUUUCGUUUUCUGUUUGUUAUUAAUCAUGUUACUUCAUUUUAUAGCGUAUGUCUUAUACUCUGAGUUAUUUUUUAAAAAAGUUUUGUGAAAUGAAUCCACAAUUAAUUAAGGUUUGUCGUUAUCUCAGUAAAAGAACCAGUUAAAACUUGACCUUCUUAGAGCAUACUCUAUAUAUUUAGUUGAACCAACAUUGGUAGUAUUAAUCUUGUUUUAAAAAGUUAUUUUAAGAUAUAUUUUCAAAAGACAACUAAUAAGAAGAAGAAAAAAAGAAUAAGGCAGUAGGAUCUGAAAUCCAACAGAAUGCAUGCAUGCAUAUCAUAUAUAAUUCAUUGAAAAUGUUUGAACUAAUGUCAUCAAACUUUCGACUAUUUCUUGUUGAAUUGACUUUGAUGGCACUCAAUGACAUGAAAAAAAAAACUUAAUUACACCAAAUAAAAGGCAAUAGGAAAAACACAAAUUGUAAAGAUAAUAAGUUGUUCUUUUUUGAAACACAACUACUUCAUUAAAGGACUUAGCCAGAGUUUGGUGCAACCAUAAUGGCUUGCUCAACAGCUAAGCACUGCUUUGCAAGACCAUCAGCUACAUAGUUCCUUUCACGAGGAAUCCAAUUAAAAGAAAUACAUUCAAAAGAAAAGGCUAGCUCUAAGAUAUCGGUGGAGACACCAUACAGCUCUGCAUUGGUAGUUUCUGAGUUUAGUACUCUGAUGAGUAGUUCCGAAUCUGAUUCACAUCUGAUCCUUGAUAAUCCGAGGUUUCUGCACUUCAUGAUCGCUUCUCUAACUGCAAGACCUUCCGCCAUAAGGGGAGAACCCACAUUAAGAGCUGGUUCAGUAAAGGUUCUCGAUCCUUCAAUAUCUCCAAUUGUCCAUCCAAGCCCCGCGAGUUGGAGUCCUUCAUGCCACGCUGCAUCAGUUCUGAUUACCACACAGUCCGGUUGUGGUUCAAAUAGUUGUUAUGUGGGGUUUGGAACCGAACUAGUUUUUUUAAGAAAAAAAAAAACAUGGGUCCAAAUUGUAUAAUAAAAUUUAUAACACGAACAUUUUACUAUAUAAUUUUAUUUCUCAAAUUUUGAGUUACAAUCUAAUAUUACAAAGCACCUAAGAUACUUGGUGUCUAAGAAUAUGAUAAGAUGACGCAUAAUUAGUCCGCGACUACUCAGGGUGAAACUAGAAAUAUUUCAACUAUCUGCUUAAUGUCUUGCAUGGUUGCUUAGAUCAGGAUUUAACUUGAUGAAAUUGUGGAAAGUGCAAUAUGUGGUGAUAAUAAUGGAGACCAAAUGAUGCUAUAACAUGUGUCUACCCAGCCACAUUGUGCAUUUUACAACUGAAAUUUAUUAUAAGAUAAUAUAAACACUAAGGAAAAGAAGAAGAAUAAAUAAUUGAAAACUUUAUAGCGAGGAAGAGGGGUCCCCUCAAAUGUAGUAGACGAUGGAUCCAAAAGGUAAAGUACAUUCACAUUCAAUCGUUGGGUGCAAUUAUUCAUUCCAUCUAUUUGAAACCGUCUCAUCACCAUCUAGAAAAAGAAAUACAAAUUAUGUUAUAUUCCUAUACUUAAAUAUAUGUUAUUUCACCCCUUUUCCCUUCAUUUGUUUGUUUAUAUUAUGGUUUUAUCAAAAUAAUUCAACAUCUUCGUAUGGUUUAUGUUCGAUUUCAAACGAAUGUUUCUAAAGGAAUAAUAUAUCAAGCUUUUAAAUUUUACUUUUGAUAUUAUAUUGUGUACUUGUAAGACAAUGUACAUCAUCUCCUAUCUCAAUCAAAAAGACAAAACCCCACUUAGUUAUCUCAUGAUUAUUUUAUACGGAUGGCAAUUCGUAGUUCCCUAACCACUGUUUUGGUGCAAUGUUGGUAUGCAUAUAGAAAAUGAACAUUGGCAGCUAAUGAAAGUUUCAAAACCUUCCAUAAGCUUUUAGGUAAAAUACUAGUUCAGUGAAUAUUUUAAAAUCGAGAAAUCCAAAAUAGUUAAUAGAAAAGUGAACGUUAUUCAACGUAUAUUCCUACACCCAGCCGCUGAAAAACAGCAGGAAAAGAGCAACUAACAGACAACAAUAUCAACCAUAAAACUAUAUAUAAUACACACUCAUGAAGAUAUACAUUAUGCAACAUCAAAAGAUUAAAACACACCAUAAGAAGGGGCCGUCCAAUAAAAGAACUCACCAAAGAAACAUCUAUACUAUACUAAAAGUUCUUUAACUAGAGCUCUCAGCCUAUCCACCUCAGCAAAAAAUUCACAACUUAUCAAAUUGACAUGUCAUCACAAAUAACAAAAAAAAAAAAAUUUUUAUUUUGCUAUCUCUCUUUUCGUUUUCUUUCUCAAAUCAAUUUUUCUCAUUAAUAUUCAUCUUCUCAACUUCUUCCCUGUAAAUCCUCCGUAGCUGUUUCUCCCACAUUUACUUCCAUUGGUUAAUUUACCAAGCUUUAUGACACUUUUAGAUUUUCUGAUUUAUUAAUAAUUGAUUUAUAUAUAAGAUUGAACGAUGGCCAAAUUAGAUCCUCACUUUCUCUCGCUAUUAGAUUUCUGGAUUAUGAUCUUAUUGGUUUCAACCCCCCAAAAUCAAUGCGUGGAGGGAUUCAGAUUUGUUAUCCUCAUGUAAUUUUAUAUUGUGGAUCACUGGAUCAACAUAGGUUUGCAAGGGAAAAAAUCUGGGUAAUCGAUGACAAUCUACCUACACGAGUUCAUAAAAUCAUCAUUAGUUGAUCUUCAUCACUAUUUGUUCCACACGAUCUCUCUUAAGCGAUCCACUUCCUUGCUAAAUAUAUUUGUCAACUACAGAUUUCUUCAUGCCUGCAUCAAAAUCAGUUAAUCUUUUUACCUCAUAUCAUUUCUGCAAUCUCUUUUUAGUUUGAAAUAUCAGUAGGGCUUCGCUUUGCUUUGCUGUUCAUCUUACAAAGCUAACAACAAACAUAGAUUGAGAAGGCUUCUGUCUAUAGACUGACUCAGUGCAAUCUUUGAAGAUUUAAGCUGAGAGAUGGCAUGUAAUUUCCAGAUAAACGGUAAGGGACCCUCUCUUCUUUUAGAUCCAGUUUCUGUUGUUUUCUUUUCUUAUUGAAACAAGCCAGUUACACAUGCAUACCUGAACGUCGAGAUCAUUAUAUUAUAAACCUACGAUUUUUAAUGACUCCUCUCACUGUUUAUUAUGUAGAUGAACCAAAAAAAAAAUCAUUUGCAUGCUGUGUCACGGUUGAAAGCAGUUAACGAGGAAGAAGAUCAAGGAAAAAAGAGCAGAAAGAAGGUACUUUGUGGUUAACGAUCUAUUUUCUGUUUAUAUUAUAUUUUCUGAUUUUGGUGGUUUCUCUUUGUUUUGUUGCAGUUGGGAUGUUGGGUUCACUUUAGGGAUUCUUUUUUUUGUCUGCUCUUCACACGAUAUAAUUUUCAUUAAUUAUGAUAGUGAUGAUGCAGUUGUAUGUAAACCAUGGGAAGGUGAAUUUAGGGGACGAUGAGCACAAAAGCAUACUUUGUGUGGAUGGUUAUUACUUUGAAGCAAUGAGAAGAAUGGACCAGCCAGCUUAUAUUAAUCGCUGUUAAGAUCAGUCUCUGCUUUGAUCAACUUGAACAACAGAGCAAAGGAUUCUGAUUCUGUCUGUUUUGGAAUUCCAUCCUAAAAAAAUCAUCCACUGCAGAGAUCAUGCGGAGGAAUAAGCUUGAUAAUGUAUUUCACUAAAAUCUUAUUGCAGAUGCUGGCUUUUUCUUACCAGUCUUACAAGAAAGGCCCAGCUCCAAGAAGUUGAGCUGGAAAAACAGCCAAGCAGCUCAAAGAGGCGUUUACAAUCUCUAGCGAAGAAACGAUCAGAUGUGCGGCAACAAAAAAAAGGUUAUCAUAUCUCUUACCGCAUAAGUAAUUUCAAAGCUCAAAAGAAACGACCAGAUGUGCGGAAAUGCCUCACUGAGACUCUUUUACCCCAACCACUUCUCUGAUUUUCCCAGCCCGAGGCAUCUGAGUGCAAAUCUUGGGAUAUAACAUAUCUUCUAUAUAUAAAGAUAGAAAAUUUAAAGUUUUGAAAGUGUUUUACGUCUUCUUUCAUUGUAGUUUGGGGGCUCUGUGGUGUUUAUUGUGAGAAGGUAGUAAUUGUCUUAUGAAAUCAAAGCAAUCUGAUUACUCAAUUAAAAACAGAAAAUUAUUUCAGACCACCAUCCCGUUUUAUUUAAAAGUAUAUUGUAGAUCAAGUGGUUAAGUAAUCUCAAUGGGACAAUUAAAUAUCGCAGUCCAAAGAAUAUGUAUUCGGAAAAUAAAGUUGUGACAUCACAAGCAUUAUCUUAAGAUAUAUUAAAGAAAAAUAAACACAUAUUUUUAAAAGUAAUGCAUUAUAAUAAACUGAUUCAAAUUUACAGAGAAGCUGUUACUGGCUUCAUCAUCAACUACACGGUUUUACAUUUUACUUUGACAACACAAAAAAACAUAAUCGUGAACUUACAUACAAGAGCUGAGGCGAAACAUUUCACCUACAACUAAAAA